AUGGAAGGCCUUCUUGGGAAAGCCUACAAACUCUUUGUUGAUAACUGCUACACAAGUGAAGAACUGUUUUCCUACCUUUAUGAGAAUAACACUUCAGCCUGUGGAACUGCUGGGAAGAAUAGGCUAAAGUUACCAGCUUCCCUCAAGACUCCUCGACUAGCAAAAGGAGAGCAUGCUUUCAGAAGGAAAGACGACAUGCUGGCUGUGCGAUUGAAUGACAAGAAAGAGAUUUAUUUCUUGUCCACAGUGCGUGAAGCCAAUGUAGUAGACACUGGGAAGAGAGACAGGCAUGGGAACAAUGUGCGAAAAUUGCAGUUGGUCGAUGACCAUAAUAAAUACAUGGGAGGCGUAGACCGCAAUGACGAGUUGAUUGGCACCUACUGCAGUGUGAGAAAGAGCAUGAAGUGGACAAAGAAGAUAGUAUUUCAUUUCAUAGAGGAAGGGUUCUAA
This is a messenger RNA of Stylophora pistillata, 450 nucleotides long. RefSeq lists its product as uncharacterized. The record is from RefSeq and is a predicted model, not a curated record. NCBI's taxonomy places the organism in Eukaryota, Metazoa, Cnidaria, Anthozoa, Scleractinia, Pocilloporidae.